Messenger RNA from Arabis nemorensis, 975 nucleotides. The record is from the annotation of a GenBank genome assembly. Lineage: Eukaryota; Viridiplantae; Streptophyta; Magnoliopsida; Brassicales; Brassicaceae.
AUGUCGGCGCUUAUCCGGUGUUGCUCCUCCUUAUCCCAUACUUCCGGCGACCGACCACCGCCGCGCGACAAGUCACGAGUUCGAGGCAUUUCGCCUUUGCUUUGCUCGGAUAUUGGGAAAUUUGCUACAUCUAUUGGCUACUCAGUAGCCAGAAAACCUGUGGAUCAUCAUCCUUUCUCCAAGAUUAAACAUUUGUCUGCAAAGCCCAAGAAUCAUGAAGGCAAGGAAAUCUUACAAACACCAUUUGCCAGUGUGGAAGCUCUCGACAAGUUGUCAACUUUUGAGGGAAUUGGAAAGCUCAAAUUACCGGUGAUGGCAGUGUUGUUGACAAACUCCCUACUGAUGAGUACACCACUUGAAGCUUUGGCUGCUGAGAUAUGUGAGCCAGAGAAUUCCAUGUUCAGCAUGCCAGUUUUGUCGCUUGUAGCUCUUGUUGGUGCCACUGUUGGAGGGUUGCUUGCUCGGCAGAGGAGAGGGGAGUUACAGAGGUUGAACGAACAACUACGACAGAUUAACGCAGCUCUUAGGAGACAAGCGAAAAUCGAGUCUUAUGCACCAGGCUUAAGUUAUGCCCCAGUGGGAGCAAGAAUCCCAGAGAGUGAAAUCAUUGUGGAACCAAAGAAACAAGAGUUGAUUUCCAAGUUGAAAACAGGAAAGACCUUUCUGAGGAAUCAAGAACCUGAGAAAGCUUUUGCAGAGUUCAAGAUAGCUUUGGAACUUGCCCAGAAUCUCAGAGACCCCAUCGAAGAAAAGAAGGCUGCUAGAGGCUUAGGCGCUUCGCUGCAACGUCAAGGAAAGUAUAGAGAAGCCAUACAGUAUCACUCCAUGGUUCUAGCCAUCUCGAAGAGAGAAGGAGAAGAGUCUGGAAGCACUGAAGCAUAUGGAGCUAUCGCAGACUGUUAUACUGAGCUGGGAGACCUUGAGAAAGCUGGAAAUUUCUAUGACACUUACAUUGCUCGGUUAGAGACGGACUGA